AGAGAGAACGGAGAAUGGGAGGGUGAGAGGCUGGCUGCUAGAGAAGAGGAGGAGAGCAGAGGGAGAGGGGGAGCAAGCAAUCUAGCGCUCCAAGCAUGAGGACCGGCUGCUCCCGGCUCAGUUAAUCUGGCUGUCAGUCGGUGUUAACGCUGCAGUUUAACUGCUCGGCUCCCCUUCCGAGAGAAACAAGAGAAACCUUGUAGAGGGAAAGGAAGAAGGAAAGAAGCAAGCAAAGAACUGCAACUGCAGAAGGAAAAGAGCCGGCAGAGCAGCAAGAAGAAUCAAAGGAAGGGGAGGGAAGACCAAAAUCUAUGGUUGGACCAGGGCUUCUUUUUCGCCAAUGUAAAAAGGAAUAUGCCGUACAUCUUUGCCUUUUUCUGCACCGGUUUUCUAGGUGCGGUUGUGGGUGCCAAUUUCCCCAACAAUAUCCAGAUAGGGGGAUUAUUUCCAAACCAACAAUCGCAGGAACAUGCAGCUUUUAGGUUUGCUUUGUCACAACUCACAGAGCCCCCCAAGCUGCUUCCCCAGAUCGAUAUUGUGAACAUCAGUGACAGCUUCGAGAUGACUUACCGAUUCUGUUCCCAGUUCUCCAAAGGAGUCUAUGCCAUCUUUGGGUUUUAUGAACGAAGGACUGUCAACAUGCUGACCUCCUUCUGUGGGGCCCUCCAUGUGUGCUUCAUCACUCCAAGCUUUCCCGUUGACACAUCCAAUCAGUUCGUCCUUCAGCUGCGCCCGGAACUACAGGAAGCUCUCAUUAGCAUCAUUGACCAUUACAAGUGGCAGACCUUUGUCUACAUUUAUGAUGCUGACCGGGGCCUGUCAGUCCUGCAGAGAGUCUUGGAUACAGCUGCAGAGAAGAACUGGCAGGUGACGGCUGUCAACAUUCUGACGACCACAGAAGAAGGGUACCGGAUGCUCUUCCAGGACCUGGAGAAGAAAAAGGAGAGGCUUGUGGUUGUGGACUGUGAAUCAGAGCGCCUCAAUGCCAUCCUGGGCCAGAUUGUGAAGCUGGAAAAGAAUGGCAUCGGUUACCACUACAUCCUUGCCAAUCUGGGCUUCAUGGACAUUGACUUAAAUAAGUUCAAGGAGAGUGGGGCCAACGUGACAGGUUUCCAGUUGGUGAACUACACAGACACCAUUCCAGCCAGAAUCAUGCAACAGUGGAGGACCAGUGAUGCUCGAGACCACACCAGGGUUGACUGGAAGAGGCCAAAGUACACAUCUGCUCUCACCUACGAUGGUGUGAAGGUGAUGGCCGAGGCCUUCCAGAGCCUGCGGAGGCAGAGGAUUGACAUAUCCCGCCGGGGAAAUGCAGGUGACUGUCUGGCUAACCCUGCUGUGCCCUGGGGCCAAGGGAUCGACAUCCAGCGAGCCCUGCAGCAGGUACGAUUUGAAGGUUUGACCGGAAACGUGCAGUUUAAUGAGAAAGGGCGCCGGACCAACUAUACCCUCCACGUGAUUGAAAUGAAGCAUGAUGGAAUCCGAAAGAUUGGUUACUGGAAUGAAGACGAUAAAUUUGUCCCUGCAGCCACCGAUGCUCAAGCUGGAGGGGACAACUCCAGUGUCCAGAAUAGAACCUACAUCGUCACUACAAUCCUCGAAGAUCCUUAUGUGAUGCUUAAAAAGAAUGCCAACCAGUUCGAGGGCAAUGACCGCUAUGAGGGUUACUGUGUGGAGCUAGCUGCGGAGAUCGCCAAGCAUGUGGGCUACUCCUACCGACUCGAGAUCGUCAGUGACGGCAAAUACGGAGCCCGGGAUCCAGACACAAAGGCCUGGAAUGGCAUGGUGGGAGAGCUGGUCUAUGGAAGAGCCGAUGUGGCAGUUGCCCCCUUGACCAUCACCUUGGUACGGGAGGAGGUUAUUGACUUCUCCAAGCCAUUCAUGAGUUUGGGAAUCUCCAUCAUGAUUAAGAAGCCACAGAAGUCCAAGCCUGGUGUCUUCUCCUUUCUUGACCCUUUGGCCUAUGAGAUCUGGAUGUGUAUUGUAUUUGCCUACAUCGGAGUGAGCGUCGUCCUCUUCCUGGUCAGCCGUUUCAGCCCCUAUGAAUGGCACAGUGAAGAGUUUGAAGAGGGGCGAGACCAGACAACCAGUGACCAGUCGAAUGAGUUUGGCAUAUUCAACAGCCUGUGGUUCUCUCUGGGGGCCUUCAUGCAGCAAGGAUGUGACAUUUCUCCCAGGUCCCUGUCUGGGCGCAUUGUCGGCGGCGUCUGGUGGUUCUUCACUUUGAUCAUCAUCUCCUCAUACACAGCCAACCUGGCGGCCUUCCUGACUGUGGAGAGGAUGGUGUCUCCCAUCGAGAGUGCAGAGGACCUGGCAAAGCAGACGGAAAUUGCUUAUGGGACAUUGGAAGCAGGUUCCACUAAGGAGUUCUUCAGGAGAUCUAAAAUCGCUGUAUUUGAGAAGAUGUGGACAUACAUGAAGUCUGCAGAACCAUCUGUGUUUGUUCGGACCACAGAGGAGGGCAUGAUCAGAGUGAGAAAAUCUAAAGGCAAAUAUGCUUACCUCCUGGAGUCCACCAUGAAUGAGUACAUUGAGCAGCGCAAGCCUUGUGACACCAUGAAAGUAGGAGGUAACUUGGAUUCCAAGGGCUACGGCAUUGCAACACCCAAGGGGUCUGCCCUGAGAAAUCCAGUAAACCUGGCAGUGUUAAAACUGAACGAGCAGGGGCUUUUGGACAAAUUGAAAAACAAAUGGUGGUACGACAAGGGCGAGUGCGGCAGCGGGGGAGGUGACUCCAAGGACAAAACAAGUGCUCUGAGCCUCAGCAAUGUGGCAGGCGUAUUCUACAUCCUGAUUGGAGGGCUGGGACUGGCCAUGCUGGUUGCCUUAAUCGAGUUCUGCUACAAAUCACGUAGCGAGUCGAAGCGGAUGAAGGGUUUCUGUUUGAUCCCACAGCAAUCCAUCAAUGAAGCCAUACGGACGUCGACCCUCCCCAGAAACAGUGGGGCGGGGGCCAGUGGAGGAGGCGGCAGUGGAGAAAAUGGCCGGGUGGUCAGCCAGGACUUCGCCAAGUCCAUGCAAUCCAUUCCCUGCAUGAGUCACAGUUCAGGGAUGCCACUGGGAGCCACAGGAUUGUAACUGGAGCUAACAGGAACCCUUUGGGGAGCAGGCUCAGGCUCCCCUGUCCCAUCCUAUGCCCUUCAGUGCCAAAAACAACAACAAAAUGAAACACCACCUCCAACCACCACGACCAUAUG
Molecule: messenger RNA, 3197 nt
Organism: Phodopus roborovskii (desert hamster)
Lineage: Eukaryota; Metazoa; Chordata; Mammalia; Rodentia; Cricetidae
Gene: Gria1
Product: glutamate ionotropic receptor AMPA type subunit 1
Exons: 16
Coding region: 355-3078 (907 amino acids)
Biological process (GO): synaptic transmission, glutamatergic; modulation of chemical synaptic transmission; monoatomic ion transport
Cellular component (GO): postsynaptic membrane; AMPA glutamate receptor complex; dendritic spine
Molecular function (GO): AMPA glutamate receptor activity; transmitter-gated monoatomic ion channel activity involved in regulation of postsynaptic membrane potential
Source: RefSeq, a predicted model, not a curated record